Gongylonema pulchrum is the source of this 213-nucleotide messenger RNA. The record is from the annotation of a GenBank genome assembly. Lineage: Eukaryota; Metazoa; Nematoda; Chromadorea; Rhabditida; Gongylonematidae.
AUGUAUCCACUGCUGUGUACUGCAUUAGAUUCAACAUCUUUGAUCUCAAUACUUCCUCACUUCCAGGAGGAAAUUAACCGCGUCAACAAGGAAGCCGAAAGUCUGCAACGGCCGGCGCAGGAUGAGAAUGAACUGCCUCCGGAGCAAGCGAUCGCACAGGUUGCGAUGUGGCUCCCGGCAGUUGGUAACAGCGCCAUUCAAAUGCAGUCUUAG